UCUUGAUUCAUCAGAGCAAAGAGGAUUCGUGGUUGCAAGCGAAAAUGUCUUUUCGAGAUGUCCGGUCGGACAAGAAAAUUCAAAUUUCUUUUCAAAAAUAAAGUCGGUCGAGCACUAACAUCGUUAUUUCCGCCCCUUGCUUGGUGCAAAGUUUCUAAGUACUUCGAUUUGUAAUUGUAAACCGUUCGCCUGAAGAAUUUUGUUAGUUUUAUUUCUCAAUAAGGUCGUGCCGCGGCAUUCGUUAAGGUUGAAGCUGUUGCAGGUCGGUGACUCACCUCCUAUAAUCCUAGUUUCGUCUAUCCUUUACUGGCCCUGCUCGUGAAAUUGGUUCCGUUGGCCCUCUUUCGUUGUCGUAUCUCGUUUCGGUCUAUAAUUUGCUUGUUCCCGCAGCAAAACUGGCAUCGCGCAUGGAAUAAAUGUCGGUCACUCCUUGUUGAUCUCCUGGCUCCGUUAUUUUCGUGAAAUUUUCGCCGUUCGUGAAGUUGUGUUUGCCAAUGUUUUUCUCGUCGUUUCCGUCAGUUUCAACACCAAGGUCGUUCGUUUCGUGGUCUGGAAAGACUUAUCUACAGUAGAUGAGUCUUGAACGUAAAUCAGUAUCCACACCUCUUCCAGCGCCAAAAGCAAACUCCGAUUACACGACCACCCCCCGAAGUUCUUCAUCGCACCCAUUUCCACAAACCCUUUUUUUUCCAAAAUAGGAGUCAAGCGAUAUUUAUAGCAAAAGCAAUUCGCUUGGUGUAAGUAAGUACAAGGACGACCCGUGGUGGAAAGGAAAUGCAUAUGCAGUUAAUACUGCAGCACCACAACAUUGUUUCAGCCUCUGAGAAUUACCCCGUUGAAGAAAAGUAAUUACAAGGAGAAUCCACCUCGGAGAAGCACCGUCAACGACACGAAAAAAACCAACAAAAAUGGCCUGCAAUUGCAACUGCGGCUGGGUCCACUUUGCGAUGUUCUGGUCGGCGUGUUUCAUGCUACAGCGCUUUAUCCUAAUGGCGAUGGACACCAGCGACCAGGCGAAGUCUAUGCGCGGCGAGGUGCUCACAGUGAGGAUCAUCGCCAUGCUCUGCAUGGCCGUGGUGGUCGUGCUGCAGAUGCUCACGGUGUUCUGUAACAAAAACGGGAAGUGGGGCCUCUACACGUGCAUCGCCUGCCUCUAUCAGAAAGAAAAAUCCCCCCUCGUCCCCGUAUCGAUGACGCAAAAAUUUGUGAUGCUAUAUUCGAGUACACAAACCGAUUUUUCAUGCUAGGAGGGCAAGAGCCGAAGCUGUGGCCUCCUUUGCAGGCAUAUAUUGUCAUGCUGUUUCCCACUUCUAGCUGCCUCCUGUCAUGCUGAAGACGCAAUUGUUUACUCCCACGCCAACCAGCACUACAGUGUCUACAUCUUUUCCCUUCUAGCAUGAUAAAGCUGAUUUGUGGCCACAAAUCUGCAUCACAGAUUUCCGCUUUGAUGAUAUGGGGAGGGGGGAUUUUUCUUCUUGAUAGCCUCGCCGGAGUGUUCAUACUGGAUGGUUUGAUUGCUCGGACAGUUGACAGCGGUUUGGGCGUAUCGCAAGAAAAAACCGUUUCAAUGUGAACUUGUGAUGCAUAGAAUGGAAGACAGAACUAUUUGUCUUGCCACACCUGCAAGACCUCGACUCUUUAGCGGUGUUUUCCCUUUGGAAGCGCGCAUGGCAAAUUUUCUGUGUCAUGUGUAACACACUUGUGAUGCAGAUCUUGCAAGAUCAUCACAGUGAAACAGUUUUUUCGUGGGAUAAGGCGAUUACGUUGUCGGACCGCACCAGGACUUGACAAAUGUGAAGACCUACUUCUUCGUUCUCACGUACUGGCCCGGAAACCUGCUGGUGACCUUGUUAUGUACUGCAAAUUUCGCUUGGGUCUGGAUCUGGAAAUACAAGUAUAUGCUCUACUUCGUCACUCACAAAAAAAAUAUAAUUUGUGAUGCGUGAGUUGGUACAACUACAAGUACAAAGGCUGGUUAUGUUGGGGCACCUUUAGUAGACAUCACGUUCACGAGGAUUUCUCAUCCCAAAUAAGCAUGGCAAAGCCCAUGAUCCCGCAAAACCUGUGAAGAUGCUGGGCUAUGGCUUCUAAGUAAAACCCGCAUGACAAACUUCUGCACGACUGUUCAAGCCUGCUGACCCAGAGAUGUUCUUUGCAGUGGAUACGUGUUAGCCCUGUACUACGACGGUGGCGAUUUGAAACCGCGAACGAACGCCGACUGGCCUUGGGAAGGGGUUUAGAUGAAGGACAAGGAUUUUCAAAUGUCUAUAUGAUUUUUUUCGGCGACACUCACACUACCCACCAGUGAAAUGUAGAACUAUCGAAAAGAAAGAAGAUGUUUGCUAUUGCUCCCCGCAAAAUGAAGAUCGCACAUGUACAAUACCACAACGAACUAUGUAUAGCGUGAUCAACGCGACGCGCUACUAUACCGUCACAAGUUCUGAGCUCGUUGCGCGACGAAUUUGAAAUUUCAAACGUACAGCGAGCGCAAAUACAGAUACCACCCCAACAUCCGCACAGAGACAGAAUUUUAUGUACGGAAUAUAAAAGACAGAAUUUUAACACCAACGCGCCAAACUCGGAAUACCAAUCCACUUCUUCUCUUGCCAGCAGUACAAGUGUGGCGAUACGACCACUUCCGCCCUCUUCUUUUUGUUGUGACGCUUCCAGUCGUCCAGCGCCCGUCUGGGUUUCGGUUUUACUUGUAAGUGCAUCUUCAAAAUCGGUUUUACUUGUAAGUAAGUGCUCAUCCUACGUACCUCGCGCUGCAAGAAAUAAUCGUGCGACCUAUUUUCACAACAGCACAC
Molecule: messenger RNA, 2807 nt
Organism: Amoebophrya sp. A120
Lineage: Eukaryota; Dinophyceae; Syndiniales; Amoebophryaceae
Source: the annotation of a GenBank genome assembly